AUGGUCAACUUCAAGUCUCUCCUCCUCACCGGCUGUCUCUCCGGACUGGCCCUCGCUGCUCCUUCGGCUACUGUCAAGCGUGCUGCUGUUGACGAUACUGCCCCCGGCUUCGCCAGCCUCAACGGCGGCACCAAAGGCGGCGCUGGCGGAACCACCACCACCGUCUCCUCGUACGCAGCCUUCACCGAAGCCGUCUCCAGCGAUGAUGCAAAGGUCGUCAUCGUCAAGGGCAACAUCAAACAGGAGGCCAAGCAGGUCAAGAUCGGCAGCAACACGAGCAUCAUCGGGCAGGACGCGAAUGCCGUGCUGGAAGGGUUUGGGGUGCUCGUCAAGAAGAAGGAGAAUGUGAUUAUUCGCAAUUUGGGCGUGAAGAAGGUGUUGGCGGAUUAUGGUGAUGCUAUUGGUGUUCAAUACUCCAACAACGUCUGGAUCGACCACUGCGAUGUGUCUUCCGAUCGUGACCACGACAAGGACUACUACGACGGUCUCAUCGAUCUCACCCACGCCGCCGACUACGUGACCGUCUCCAACACCUUCGUCCACGACCACUGGAAAGCCGUCCUGAUCGGCCACUCCGACAGCAACAGCGACGAAGACACCGGCCACCUCCGCAUCACACUGAACAACAACUACCUGUACAACCUCAACUCGCGCGGCCCGUCCUUCCGCUUCGGCACCGGCCACAUCUACAACAACUACUACGAGGACGUGAGCGACGGGAUCAACACCCGCCAGGGCGCGCAGCUGCUCGUCGAGUCGAACCAGUUCGUGGGCUCGAAGAAGCCGCUGUACUCCACCGAUGGAGGAUAUGCGGUUGCCAAGGAUAAUGACUUUGGGGAUGGGGAGAAUACCGCUGACGAGGGCAAGCUGACGAGCGUUGAGUAUAAGUAUGAUCUUCUUGGGUCUGGAAAGGUGAAGAGUGCGGUUGUGGGAACUGCUGGACAGACUCUUACUUUCUAG
Molecule: messenger RNA, 960 nt
Organism: Aspergillus wentii DTO 134E9
Lineage: Eukaryota; Fungi; Ascomycota; Eurotiomycetes; Eurotiales; Aspergillaceae
Product: pectate lyase family protein
Exons: 4
Coding region: 1-960 (319 amino acids)
Molecular function (GO): pectate lyase activity
Source: RefSeq, a predicted model, not a curated record